Molecule: messenger RNA, 1011 nt
Organism: Otolemur garnettii (small-eared galago)
Lineage: Eukaryota; Metazoa; Chordata; Mammalia; Primates; Galagidae
Gene: NKAIN1
Product: sodium/potassium transporting ATPase interacting 1
Exons: 8
Coding region: 1-1011 (336 amino acids)
Biological process (GO): regulation of sodium ion transport
Source: RefSeq, a predicted model, not a curated record
AUGGGCAAGUGCAGUGGGCGCUGCACGCUUGUCGCUUUCUGCUGCCUGCAGCUGGUGGCUGCACUGGAGCGGCAGAUCUUUGACUUCCUGGGCUACCAAUGGGCUCCCAUCCUGGCCAACUUCCUGCACAUCAUGGCGGUCAUCCUGGGCAUCUUCGGCACCGUGCAGUAUCGCUCCCGGUACCUCAUUCUGUAUGCAGCCUGGCUGGUGCUCUGGGUUGGCUGGAAUGCAUUUAUCAUCUGCUUCUACCUGGAGGUUGGACAGCUGUCCCAGGACCGGGACUUCAUCAUGACUUUCAACACAUCCCUGCACCGCUCCUGGUGGAUGGAGAAUGGGCCUGGCUGCCUGGUGACACCUGUUCUGAACUCUCGCCUGGCCUUGGAGGACCACCAUGUCAUCUCUGUCACUGGCUGCCUCCUUGACUAUCCCUACAUUGAAGCCCUCAGCAGUGCCCUGCAGAUCUUCCUGGCACUGUUCGGCUUCGUGUUCGCCUGCUACGUGAGCAAAGUGUUCCUGGAGGAGGAGGACAGCUUUGACUUCAUCGGUGGCUUUGACUCCUACGGAUACCAGGCACCCCAGAAGACGUCGCAUUUACAACUGCAGCCUCUGUACACGUGGGUCAUGGCGCUGAGCUGGGUCAGGGUAGCUUCUGCCAGGCGCCGCACCCUUGGCUUCUGGACUGCCGGCGGCUGCAGCGAGCACAAGCCAAGAUGGGCAGGCGGGCGCGCCCUCUGGCGGCUCAUGGACAGACUGCAGCCUGUGCCGGCCCCUCCUGGGUCUACAGCCGAAGUGGACUUGGACUUGGCCCUUCCUCAGCCGGGACUUCAGGAGCGGGUCCCUAAGACUGGGUCUGCUAUACCCAUGAUCACCUUCCCUCAACAACUCCACCAACUCCUGAUGGCUCCAUCCACUUCACCACUUGGCAAGCCUGUGGUCCCAGAGGGGAAAAGGGCUAGUCAGCACUGCCUAGACACCAGGGUUUACAGAUCGCCAUCGUCUAUGGCCACUUAA